Molecule: messenger RNA, 1174 nt
Organism: Rotaria sp. Silwood1
Lineage: Eukaryota; Metazoa; Rotifera; Eurotatoria; Philodinida; Philodinidae
Source: the annotation of a GenBank genome assembly
AUGAUUUCAGUCAUUCCUCCGCUCCGAGCACCUGCCAUCGAUAUUCAUUCAAAUGCUCGAUGGCAGCAAAAUGGAAUUACAGUAGUUGGAGGAAAUGGAAAUGGCAAUGGAAUCAAUCAACUCUCAUACCCAUUGGGUUUGUUUGUUGAUGAUGAACAAACAAUAUAUGUUGCUGAUCAAGGCAAUCAUCGUAUUAUGGAAUGGAAAUGGGGUGCGACGAGUGGUCAAGUGGUUGCCGGUGGAAAUGGACAAGGAAGUGGGACUCAUCAAUUGUCUAACCCAUGGGAUGUGAUUGUCGACAAAGAGACAGAUAGUCUCAUCAUAUGCGAUGGUUCGAAUAGAAGAGUGGUUCGAUGGCCUCGUCGAAAUGGAACAAGUGGAGAAACAAUCAUAUCCAACAUAUUUUGUUGGGGUUUAACAAUGGGCGAGAAUGGAUCUCUUUAUGUCGUUGACAAUGGAAAUGCUGAAGUGAGACGAUAUCGAAGAGGAGAAUCGGAAGGAAUAGUGGUUGCAGGUGGCAAUGGAAGUGGAAAUCGUCUCGAUCAACUCAAUGGUCCACGAUACGUAUUCGUCGAUCGAGAUCAAUCAGUCUAUGUAUCUGAUUGGAGAAAUAAUCGUGUGAUGAAAUGGAUGAAAGAUGCAAAACAAGGCAUUGUCGUGGCUAGUGGUCAAAGACAAGGAAGUGGUCUUACACAAUUGUCAAGUCCUCGAGGAGUUGUUGUCGAUCAUUUGGGCACUGUCUAUGUGACUGAUACAUGGAAUGAUCGAAUCAUGCGUUGGCUCAAAGGAGGCACACAGGGAAGUGUCAUUGUUGGUGGAAACGGUGAAGGAGGACAAUCGAAUCAACUGAAUAGCCCCGAAGGUUUGUCAUUCGAUCGACACGGUAAUCUCUAUGUCGUCGAUUACGGAAAUCAUCGAGUACAAAAAUUCAAUAUCGGAAUCCAAUAAAUAAAUAAAUAAAGGACAAGUAACUUUUUUUUUUCGUUAAAAAAAAACAAUCUUUCUACACCGUGUUCUUUUUUGUUUUUUGUAAAAAAAUUCAAAAAAGAAAAAUAAACUUUUCAUUAAUCAAGAAGAAGAAGAAGAAGUAAAAGUAACUGAAACCCAGGAGCCCGAUCAAGGGGGAAACAGCUGAUUAGGAAGCUGAUCAUCACCCUAAUCAAGCCUAAUCACU